AAUCCAUGUAGCAAGUCCAACAAUACGUCGCGGAAGUUAUCUGGGAAAAGUCAAAAUGGCUGACACCGGCAGCAUGGCGGUAAAUUUAGGUGCACGUCUGUGGGCACCUUACAGAGCUUUACAGGAUGUUGUCAAUGCUGCCAUCCACAAGAGAGAAGCUGGUUCUAUUCAUGAUCUGGAACUGGCACUACGUAGACACAAGCCGGACUUCAUUUCUCUUCUUAAGGUUCCCCCAAAGAAUGCAGCAGCAAGGCAGAUUGUAUCCAAGGCUACCACUGAAGGUUUACAUGUACAAGGUGGCCAGAGAACGCAAAUAUUCAGUCAGCAGUUUGUGGCGGAAGCUUUGAUCCUUAGUGAUCUGUUCCAGAUGGAUGAACUGGCAGCUGUUGAGCUUCUUAUGGCAGGUGAAAACCAACGUCCUAACUAUCCAGGAUUGCCUAGAGGCCUGGUGGCAGUGCUUCUGUUCUACGAUGGACGACGUAGUCUGGUCAGCUCUCUGCGCUCACUUUUACAAGCACGUGAAGGUCACACAUGGACAUUAGGUUUGCCCUCCGAUGUUGUCCAUCUGGUCACUCAUUUUACUUCCCAGCUGCUAGAAGACAAGCUCGUCCACAAAAUUCUGGAUCUGAUCCAGUCAAUGGAUCUAGCUCAAGAACUUGACAGAUUGCAAAAACAGCGGGCUCUGGGACCACCUAGACAUAAAAAGCAGGUCAUAGACUUGUUCAAAGAAAUCAAGCAGACUCUGGCUGAGUGCCUCUUUUGCCUGGCCUCCCAACGUCCUCUGAAUAAGGCCGAGACUUUGAGGCUGGUGGUACAUCUGCAGACUGACAUCUCCCUGCAGGCUGACCAGACCAUGGACCCAGUGUCCCUUUGUCUUCUCAUGACACUCUUGUCCUGCUUUGACACCAGUCCACUAGAGCAUGGGGAUGCAGAGGUUCAAGCCACAUUGCCCUUGGUUGAUGACAAUACAUAUCUUGGGGACGUGCAUCUUCAGAUGAAAUCAGACCAGUGGGCCACAUCUGGCAUCCGAGCUGUCAGCCGGUUUACCUGGGGCCUAAUGUUGAGAAAGUUGUCUCAGUAUCCUAACUAUUCAGGAAAUAGUGAUCUCCUGGAGGAUGAUGAACAGCUGGUGGAACAGGCAAUAGAAGAUGACCUUUUCCCUUUUCUGUCGUCUUCUGUUGUUGCUGCUCAUGAGUUUCACCACGAAGAGUUUUAUGUCAGGCGAGUGCAUUGUUUACUGACAGAUUUCAUUCUACACAUGCCACUGCGGGUUAAAGAGCUUCGUAAUCGAGGAGAUGAAACUGCAAGGCUUAUUUUGGCUCAUCAGAUAGAAGGAAUUGAACCUCCUCCACAACGACGAGAUUUUCAACAUUUAUUGGAGCUGAUAGGAGAUGUGUACCGACAUGACCCUUUGAACUUGGAGCUGUCUUUGGAGUAUUGGUGUCCAGUGGAUCCAGUUGCAGCCAAUGAAUCUGCCUAUUCAUAUCGCCCUCCUCCCCGACAGGUGGCACUAUUCAAGUUUGUACGCCUGGCAGGGGACCUGCUUCCUGCUCCACUCUUUGUGCCAUACCUGCAGAUGCUGACAGGGCUAGCAAGCUCGCCACAGUGUGCUCAACAUGCAUUUAACUUGUUGAAGAUGAAUGGUAUUAGCUCAGGUGGAUCAGCAAGCUCAGUGUCUUGGGAUCACUUCUUUGACUCCCUCAUACAAUACUAUGCCAGCAUGAGACAGGAGAGCCCUGCAGUGAUGGAACAUGUGGGGGUUCCAUUCCGUCCCCCUCCUGUCCGCACCAUCACACCUCAGGAGCUGGAGGGACUCUGCGCUGUUCUAAAGCUCACACGGACGAUUGCUGAGCAGAAUGAGGUGUGCCGGGGAUCCUUGUACGAGAACCAGCGCUGGUCUGUGGUGGCAACUCUCUUUGGGCUUCUGGGCUGCAGUGUAGCAGUUUCCCUCAAGGCAGAACUUCUUUUGACACUUGCUGCUUUGUCUCAGACUCCUUUGAUUGCUGCAACUGUAUGGCACUCAUUAGAAGCAUCUCAGAUUUUGCCAACCAUUCCAUCUGAAAAAAAGGGAGGCAUUGGGGUUGAGCUGGAAGAAAUAGAGAGCCGCAACGAAGAAUAUCCGAUGACGAGAGCUUUUCUUCAGCUUUUGAACGUCCUGACAGAUAUCCCUAUUCCACCUGGCCUCGGGGCAGGACUGCGUGCUCCUGGUUUUGAUCCAUAUAUGGACUUCAUCAUACAAAGUGUUUUACUCAAAUUAAACUCGCGAGCAUACAAAGAUGCCGGAGAAAAGUGGCAGGUAUUGUCAAGUGUACUGGAAAUCCUAUUCAAGCUAUUGAGGGAUCACGAGGUGUCUGAAAAUGAUUUUCGAGAUGAGCUCCUGGAACUCCCAAGUGGAGGAACAGUUUCAGCAAGUAAACCACCUGGGUUUAUCCUUCUUCAGAACAUGUUAAAUGAUUCUUCAUUGUUUAAGAUGGUGAUGAGAAUCCUGGAUGAGGCUGUCACACUAUGUGAGACCUAUGCUAGCUUCUCAGGCAGGCUGUGUCUGGAGCAAGCCGCUUUGCUCUGCCUGCAGAUGCUGGUGGCUGCAGCUGAGAAACAAGAAGAUUUCGAGGUGUUGAUUCGGCAGAUGACCUCGUCAAUCAUGAUCACCUCCAUGGACAAGCUUCUGCUGAGUGUCAACCCCAAGACGCGUCGCCCUGAUUAUCUUGUUACCAUUGCCAAGUUUGUUAUUUUCAACACCAGUCUGGCUUACCAUGCAUUUGCUGCUGUGAAAAUUUUGUACCUCGUCAGUCGGAUGGCACCAACACAAUCGGAUCUCAUUAACCUCUUCACAGCAGAUUCAAGGGUUAGCCAAGAACUCCAAUAUGGGUUUGUGGAAUGUCUGGAGUGUGAUAGUCCAGAGGAGGCCAGUGAUGAUGAGCAAGAGAAUGAAGAAGGUUGGAGUGUAGGCAGGAUUCAGAACUCUUUGAGACAGCAUGUUGUGAGGCUUUUGCUACAGUCUCUUCAGGGCCCAACACCCAACCUGGCACACUGGCUUCUAGGGUUUCAGAUUCAUAAGUCAGUAUCCAAGACCAAUCUACAGGACCCAGGUGUUAUGGAAUCCCCUCGAACGUGUCUGCAUGCCAUUCUCAGUUUGCUGGAGCAAGGAGUGGAGGGUGGGCAUGGCCCACGAUGCCUUCAUGAAAUGCCAUGCUUUGCCGAACUUGCCUACCAACUUAUCUACAAGCUGUGUGCCAGCCGGGAUACUUCAGCUCCCACCCUGCGGUACUUGAGGACCACACAUGAUUUUCUUUACCAACAGCUGAGACACUUACCCUUCAUUCAAAGUGACUACAAGGUGUCCAUCAUCCCGCAUCAGUCCUGGCUGCUAAAGACGGUGGCCAUUGAACUGCGAAUGACAGCCCUUAACCGACAAAGAUCACAUUGCCAGCGGCUUAUCCGCUUGUUGCUGGGGGAUGAUGAUACAGAUCAGACUCAAGUGCUCAAGCCUGUUGGCGGGGAGGAAUCUGAAAUGAUCACCUGGGACCAAGAACAAACUCAGUCAUCUGCAGUGGCUUUAAUUGGGAAACAAAUGCGCAAUAAGCUCCUAUCUCUCCUUGACACUGUUGACUUCACACACCAGUUCCCACCCGAACUUCAGCUGACAUUUUUUGAUCCUAAAAUGAUUGAAGCUGUCCUGAGUAACCAUGAAGUGCAGGAUGCAGAAGGAGUUGCCUAUUAUGACGUGCGCUCACUGAGACGGCUGUUGAUUGCAGAGCUGGACAAUCAGCAAGGGCCCAUGAUGUCUGGACAGCGACCUUUAAUCAUGGAGGAAAUUCAAAAUCUUCUAACUGUGGUGGUCAAGCGGAAUUCUGUGCGUGAGAGACUUCACCAGCAGCGGCAAAACUUCCAGGCAUGGCGCCAGGUUGCGGAGAUUUUGCUUACAGCAUGUCCAGAGGACCUGCUGUCUGGUGAGAAGCGACAAUUAAUCAUCAUGGAGCUGCUUCAAGAACUGCUUGCUAAGGUGGCUGCAGAAAAUACCAUCCCAGAGUCCACAGCACCCGUGUCUGGUGUAGUUUUAACUUUCAUGGCCAACCUGCGACAGGGGUUCCUCAAUGAGCGUUUGCCCUUGACCCACGAUCAACAGAUGCCCCCGAACACAUACAUCAGCCUGCUUGAUCGUAGCUCCCUCACUGGAGCUGGUGCACAAUCUUCACCGUGGAGUCAAGGAGCAUCCUCAAAAGUGUUGUUUGCAACUUCUUUACAGAUCUUGCUGAAGGGCUUGAUAGAGUACAUUUUGAGUUCACGGAGCGGUCAGCAGAGGGUACGAGCAAAUUUGUACGGGUCUUUGCUUUACUAUCUUCAGAUUGCACAGAAGCCAUCUAACUUUUCAAGUGCAGAAGCAGCGCAAGGCAUGGAACGAGUGCUAUCUGGUGGAGACACAGGGUAUGAGCAACUUUCAAAAGAAAAUCUCUCCACAAUAUUUUCUUUUGGUGAAGCCUUCAUGGAGGUUGUGUGCCGAGAUGCUUGUGAUGGCCAUGAUGUGUGCAGGAUGCUAGCAUUGUCUGUCUUGGAUUCCAUCAUGGCUGAGGACAAGUUCCAGCAGUGGCUGUCAUUUCUGGUUACCAAAGGAUACCUGCAACACCUUGUGGACAGUUUGCCUCUGGAUGAUAGUGGGCUGCAUGCAGCGCUAGCUCCAGUGCCGUCACAGCUACGGCCACUGUACAUCUUUCAGUCCAAGAUGUCCAUGCUAACACGAGCAGCCCAGACAGCAGAGGGAGCACGUAAGUUGUUGAGGUGUAACGUGAUGCCACGGCUGGCUGCCUGCACAGCACUUGAUCUUCGACCUGAAACAACCAGUUAUUCUCCAUUGAUGGCAGCUGCAGAUGAUAGUUUCAUCCCAGACCCUUUGGCUCGCUAUCGCCUGAUUCUCUGGGCAGCAUUAAGACUGUGUCUUGCGCUGCUGACCUCUUUAGGCGUUGAAAACAAAGAGGCUGCUUCUCAAGUGAUGAUGUUUAUUGUAUCACAUGGGGAAAUCUUCUAUGGAAUCCUUCAUAAUCGUUCAUCAAGUCUGAGCUACCCAGCCAUGAAGGAGCUUGCUCUUACCACAGCAAUUGUUUCCCGUGCUAAUUGUCAGGUGGAUUUGGCCUCAGAAUUCCUGGACACAGUUGCAGCACAGGUGGAGUUUCAAAGCCACUGUGCUCGGCUUCAUCGGCAGAUGAUGAUGCUUCUCCCUCGCUUCACUUUCUCAGAAAAGUUUUCUAAGCAGCUGCAAAACCUUUCAACACAGAGGGCUCAGGAUGGCAAAGAUAUUGCACCAGACAUCACUCUUGUGUAUCAGCAGAUAGCUUGUAACAUCACUGCAUAUUGCCGUGCUGUUAUCUCAGUAUCAAGUGGUUCAUACAACUAUAGUCGCAUUCUUUUUGGACCCAGUCUUGAUGAAGCUUCAGCUCGUGAUAACAUAGAAGAGUUGUCAGGAAUGGGGAGUCUAAGCACAUACCAGGCGCCAAGUCUGGGUAUUGUUGUGUACCAGCUGCGUCAGUGUGCCAACCAGUUCCAAGCAGUCUCUGAUUCCCACCGCCAACACCAGCGGAAGCUUUCAUCCAUCCAUGAUCUUAGCUCUGAGGAUCUCAAGCAGUUGUCAGACGUCACUGGCUCAGAGAAAAUGUCAUCACACCAGCGACAGGCAGUGGCACGUCAACGACUGCAUCAGAUAGUGGCAAGCAAGAGUCAAGAACUUCAGCAUUUAUCUUAUAUUCUUGAGAAUUGUCUGUUCAUCAUAUGGCGCCACCUAGAGUACUACCUGCUGCGAUGUGUACCUAGUAAUCAGCAGCCAUUGUCCUUCCAGUCUAUAGCUCAAAGACAGCGCCAGAUGAGGCAUCUUCAAGACACAUCCUGGGUGCAGGAAGGUGGAGGUGACUUGGAGGGUGUUAGCAAUGAGAUGGAGGAGGCUGCGUUAGGGGUGACACGCGAAGACUUGCAGACGCUGAAGAAGAAUGCUCCUGUGGUGUUGAAUGAGACGCUGCUGAAAAAAAUUCUUGACAUCAACCAGAGCUAUUGCAAGAGACACACACACUACAGCUUCACAGAGGCAAUUGUUCGUCGGAUUAAAAGACUGCUGCUUCUCCACACAGGAAACUGAUGAUUGCUCUGUGUGUAGUAGUGUUCCAUGUCUGUCCUGUUACAUUACCACCGCAGUGAUGGCCAUGUCAUCUCUCCUCAAUGUCAGUUGUAUCUGACCACAUGCAGUUGCAGAAGCCAAACAUUGUUAAAAUGCAGAUACAAUGGCAAAUCUUUAGAAUGUGCAUGCUUUUGUGACCUGUGUAGGUACAAACUGUGCAUAUUUCUGCCACCUGUGUAGACAAACUGUGCAUAUUUGCAAGUUCUGUUGAGAAGUUAACUUGCAAGAACCGUUGCUAGCAUGCAAUUCUAUGACUGGAAAUGGUGCUUAAUAGCCCCCAUUUGUGAAACUAAUUUGAGAAUUUCACAAAUUUAUCGUGAAGGAUUAUGUGUACAAAAAAAACCCAGGUUUAUGGAAAUGCUUAAAUGUUGAUGUAAGACUGACCAUUUUCCCCACCCUAAACUUUUAAAUGAGUGUAAAAAAUAUGUAUAUCGAAAACACACAAAGGAUUCAUGGACAAGUUCUGACUUUUUUUCUCUUUUUAGUGUUCUUGCUGUUGAAAUAACAAAUCUGUUAUUGUGUAUUUUUCUCAAUUUUCAAGUUGUCUUUUGAGGUUUUUAAAACUGGUAUCCAAGUGCACAGCAAGAUACAGAAUCCUGCAAGGUAAAACAAAAGAAAAAGAAAUAAUGUUACAUUUUAAUUAGAUUGUGCCAAACACAAAUGAAGAGGCUACGAUGCUUUCAUACGUUACUCUUAAGCCAUUCAGGUGGCACCUUAUGUAGCUGUUUUAUGUCAAAGAAACCGAUGAAUCUUC
Messenger RNA from Pomacea canaliculata, 6914 nucleotides. Its product is annotated as nuclear pore complex protein Nup205-like. Gene Ontology annotation, molecular function: structural constituent of nuclear pore. Gene Ontology annotation, cellular component: nuclear pore; nuclear pore inner ring. Gene Ontology annotation, biological process: nuclear pore organization. Lineage: Eukaryota; Metazoa; Mollusca; Gastropoda; Architaenioglossa; Ampullariidae. The record is from RefSeq and is a predicted model, not a curated record. The coding region runs from base 56 to 6121 and encodes 2021 amino acids. The transcript has 40 exons.